GCGAUCUGUAACCUAGAUGGGCCCCUCGCCUGCACGGCAGCUUGAGUUGAGUAUAAGCCCUUGCUUUACUCAGCCGAUAACGUGCCCAGAAUCAGCCACUGUGGGGAUCGGCUCACCAGAGUGGCUCUGUGGCCAACUUAAUCAGUGUCUGGGUCCCUGGUUUGAUGGAUCGCAGCUGAGUGGCCCCAGGGGCGCUGACGUCUAGUGGAUGCUGAGCUCACCCGCCCAAGGCGAUGCUUAGCCCCCCCAAGCAGGAGUGUGUCCUCACAAAAGCUCAGCUCAGCAGGACACCGUGAAGAUGGGGGUGCAGAGAACUGCUGUCCUGCUCAUGGUGGGGAUUGUGGCUAUGGGAACACGAGGAGACAGAAGGGAUUUGUAGCAUGUGUGGGUGUGUUACUGUUCCUUGCUGGGGCCUUUAGCCUGGCCUACAGUGCUCCGAUCUGUAGGGCUGCAGUCUAAUUUCAUUCUCGCUUUUGGCAGACCCUGGCGCAAUGUCCCGAAGUUUGGACGUAUCCCUGGAUAAUCCCUGGGACAAGCUUCAGUCAGUGUCCGUGACUCUGUCCUCCUCCUUGGAAGAGAAGUCCAUUAUCCAGCCCAGCCUGCCAAGCACAGAAGAGGCCCAGCUACCCAACUCCGCAGAGGAGGCGGCCAUCACACAGCCUGACAGCAACACCCCAGAUUUCUUGGAGCCUUCCAGCCAGCAGUCCCCUUGUAGCUUAUCCCAGAAUGAACCAGUGGAGACUGUAUCCCCAUCACUGCUGUCCUACAGCAGUACAUGUCCCCCAGAGGCUGCCAGUCGAGGAACAGCUGCUGCCACGUUCCAGAGGGCACCUGAUGUGGAUAAACACCCUGAUGCCAGCCAUGACGUCCCCUGCGGCCAGCCAUCUGGAGCUUUCCAAACCAAUCUGUGCCCUUUCUCUCCUGCUCUUCCCAUUUUGGGCAGCAUCAACAGCAGAGCAGCACCCCCUGCAAAUGGAGGGCAGGCUGAGCUUGGUGGCGCGGCUUCCCUCCCAGAUGUGGAGAACAGUGGUCUGCCAAGCUCUGAAUGGGACACUGAGCUGGGGAGUAGAGCUGGGGGAAAAGAUCUGUCCAGGAGCAGGCAGCACAGGGUGACUAAGAGAAAGCUGCUGGUGGAUGACAAUAAGGCCCACGGCGAGGUUUUGUCCAAUCCAGGCAAAACCCAUCAGAGAGCACAGAGGAAACCUCCCCAUGCGGAUGUGCCCAUGGGGGACGAGCGCUGCGUGGACGUGAACAUAGUGGGCCAGAACCCAGGUAUGGAGUUGGUGAGUGCUCAGAGAGCCAAGAAGACCAGGCUGGAGCAGGCCGGGCCAGCUCAGGAGCCUGCACUGCCCGGGGACCUGGAGGGGCUGCCAGGAAGGGGAAAUGAGAGAGCAGCAGUCAGGAGCGUGGCUGCGUCCGGGCCAGGCCAGCACAGAGCCCAGGAACAGAAGUAUGUGAAAACAGCCCCAUUUCAAUACGCCUACACGGCACCAACGCCAGAUCUCUGUGCCCGAGUGAACUCCACCAGGAUCUCGAAGGCGAUGCUGCGCUGGGCCUGCUGGGUGAUCACCAGAGCUGAGCAGGCCUGAGCGAAGGCCCUGGGGGAGUUCCAAUGUGCUGUACCUAGGUUCUCCUGUUCCUGUUCACGGCUUACCCGAAGGGACGAGCAUGGAAGGGUGUGACUCGAUAGCCAUGCAGAGUAGGCCCUCUGGGGCCAAAAGGAAGGUCCGCUGGCACUCAGGUUACCCAAAAGGCACUCCCAGUCCUAACGACUCCUGCCCAGCCUCUUGGACUAGCUCCUGUGCCAUAUGCUGGGAGU
Molecule: messenger RNA, 1819 nt
Organism: Terrapene triunguis (Three-toed box turtle)
Lineage: Eukaryota; Metazoa; Chordata; Testudines; Emydidae
Exons: 4
Coding region: 492-1589 (365 amino acids)
Source: RefSeq, a predicted model, not a curated record